UCCUUGCGAGUUAAAAACUGUUUUGGACACUGCCUUUUUUCUACUUUUCUAUUUAUUUUAUAAUCUUCUCGUACUUAAUUGAGUACAGUUAUGUAUUAUUGUGAUCAUGAACACAUCAGUGAGGUUUCCGUCCGUCUGUAACAGACGCAAUAAAAACUGUGAUACAACAACUGUAAAUUUUAAAACAACAGCUUCAGAGGCUGUUUGGCAACAGCUAGGGUUGUAAUAGACUGGGGGACUCGUACCUGUCUAUAUGUCAACAUACCCUCUGUACACUACUAUCUUCAGAAACCCCUCCUCCCCCUCCUUGUAAUUUAGACUGCAACGCCUUCAUCAUGUUCUAAACCUUAGUUCAGGCCGGGUUGGCCUGAUUGAGGCAAGAGCCCUCAUUCUUUCCCUCACUUACUUUGACCUCCACUUUAAGUAGUAUGGAGGUUCAUCCGUUACUCGGUCAGCUGGACAAACUGCUAGCUGAGGAAGGAGAACUGGUUGGGCGUGGUCCUCUGGCCCUGCCCCACCAAGGCAUCUCUCCAGGGAUGCGGGACGGGUCCGCCCAUGUCCUGAGAUGCCUGAAGGUGUGGUUCGAACUCCCAACUGACGUGUUCCACACUGCAACUGCUAACAUCGACACCUUCUUGGCCAAAAUGAAGGCGCAGCCGAAACAUCUUUCGUGUAUAGCCGUCGCAGCCUUUCAUCUGGCCUGUAAUCAAUACAAGAUGGAGUUCGGUUGUAGUGUUCCUGACCCUCAGACCCUGGUCAACAUUUCACAGAGCAGGUGCUCCGCGUCCGACCUCACCAGGAUGGAGGGGAUACUGGCAGCUAAACUAGGCGACCAGACUAUCCCUGCUCUUCCUGUCACCUGCCUAUCCUUCAUACGAUCCAUGUGGGAAAUCUGUAGAGCAGCUUCUGAUCGUCUAGAGAUCAGUCCAACUCUUCCUUCUCUUCCUCAGCAUCUUCUUCAUCAACUAGAAAUCCUGGUGUGUGAUAGUUCAACUAUGAAGGUUCGCUCCUGCGAACUAGCAUUGGCGCUCUUAUGCACAGAGUUUCAAAGGAUAGCAGGAUCUGAGAAAACAGCCGUUUCCGCUGCACUGAUGGGGUUCAUAACCGAACUGCAGAAGUACUGCGGGAUCAGCACCAAGGAGUUCAUCAUCUCUCAUACCUUGGUUCUUGGAAUCCUAGACAAAUACAAUGGGGACAGUCAGGUCCCACAUCGACAAAGGUUGGUUUGGAAACUGAGCAACCGAACUUUAAAACAUCUUCGUCCAACGGAUAAACUUCGUCCAACUCUUCCAAGGAUAUCAGAAGAAAGUUUAGACAGAUCUGCUGCGGGUCGGUUUCGUUCAGCUAGCGAGUGUUCCCUUGAGAGCCUGAGCGACAGCGACAACUGUAGAACUGCCUGUAGCGAUAGUGAGUCCGAUAUGGAAAUGGAGGAGCCCCGGACCUGGGCCAAGAUAGUUGCAACAAAUUAGACCUUCCUUUCCCCUUUUAGCCCCGGAGGAGGGGCUAUUCCAGCGGGGGGGCAGGGGACCUUGGUUAUAUUUAGGCCCGCCCCCUGCCCCGCCCUCCGGCACUAUUCUGAAGAUAAACGUGAGGUUGACGCAGAAAACUGCGUCGUAUGAAACGGUUGGAGGGUUAGACAACCUCCAUCCUGAUUGUAUCUUUAUGCUAUAUAGUGAAUAUUGAUUGAGUCUAUUCUUUAUAAUAAUAUUUGACACUUUUAAAACCCAUUUGGAACCAUUUAGGCCCAUGCUGACUUUUAAAAUUAUAGGCUUCAAACCUAAUCCGUUUUUUUGUUAAUUUGCAUGGGUCGUUAUAUAAACAAAACCUAUAACGCGUAAAAAACAAAACAAAAAUUCUCAAAAAUAACAAAAAUAACAAAAAAAAAUGACAUGAUAUAGUUUCCAUCAAUAUUAGAUUUAAGUAAAUGUAAGGCUGAAUUAUGCCACGACUUCUCGGAUACACACAUUCAAAUCUUAUACUCACAUUAACCAUUAUUUAUCUCCGAGCACUUGUGUCUAAACCAGGGUGAAGAUGGCAUUAAUAUUUCUCCAGGAUCAAACUAACCCCACUCAUGACGGGUUGGCGAGAUCUUGCAGCGGUAUUCAGGCUUUCUUUCCUUGGAAUAAUUCAACCUUUAAUAUUUUGCUUCAACCAUUAUUAGAUCUUUAGCUAAUUUGGGGGUAUUUACUUCCAGGGGCUUUAAACACAUAUACAUCCAUGAACCUCCCCCCUGGGGCUGAAAUGAUGCCCCUGAGGGGACAAAAUAGGGACUGUUUGACGCCCCUGAAAGUAGCAUGAGAAGGUAUCCUGUCUUUGUUACUGAGGCAGGUUGCAAUCUCAGUUCUCACCCUGUAAUAGCUAUGGUACAUGAGAUGACUUAUCCUAUACUAACGCCAGAUAAACUCCUUGCCCCUUCCCCCUGCCACACCCCCCGCCUACUCAAACUAGCUUACUUUAAACCAAAGAGUAACGUGCAUUAUUCAUGGUUUAUUUAACACUGAAAACUGAAAAUCAAAACAAGUUUGGAUUCUUGAAUCCGACAUUGCUUCCUUAAGAGGAGCGUUUCUAUCUUCCAGCGGGGGGUCUUAACACUACGGCAGGGGUGUAGGAAGGGGCCAGUUCCUGGCUAGGAUACUUGUGAUGAAGAACAAAGUACAAGUUAGUCCAAAUAAGUUGGUCCCGGGUGUUCAGGUCUAUAUUGGUCUGAUACGAGGCCACCCGGGCCCACACCAUCAUGACGGGUUCAUCCUGCUCAUCAAGGUUCAUACCUUGGUACAUAACAUCCUUCUUACCUGUAGUACAUAGUACUUAUCAAUGGGUACAUAAGAAUGUACAUACCGACCAGGACCUUGAUGUACAGGACUGAUCGUUCGGUAACCGAAGAAUGCAAAAUUUUAAACCGAUCUCAAAAAAGCAAAAAAACAGGAGUGCAUGAAAUUGCGCGCCAUUAUUCCCCUUUCUUUGGGAAACUGAGACUGAGAGGCGUGUCCUGAGUAAAUGAUUGAAUGUAAGGUUACCGAAUUGGUUACCCCGUCUAGACCGACGAUAGCGACACAAUUCGGCGGCCGAAUGGAAAAUAUCGAGCGCCGAGGUGUGCCGCAUCGCCAGUUCUCAUUUGGCUGUCAGUGGGUAUGUAAUGAAGCAGACUUUAGAUUCCGUUCCGAUCCGUGGAUUUGCUUGAGGAGAAGGGGGUGUUGAGGGACUUGAGGUCCGGGGGGUGCUGAUUAUGAUCCAAUAUUUGGGGAAUCAUCAUUCAGUCGUAGAAUUGAUCGGAAGUUGAACCGAGCUGUGAGAACGAUCGGAAGGAUGUCGGAAAAUCCACAAAGCUUGGAUCGGAAGACAUCUCGGAAGAUCGAUUGGUUCUUUGGAAGAUUGGAUUCCGAUAUAGGAAUGGUUUAUUUAUAUAAUGAUGAAUUCGGAACGGAUCGGAACGGAAUUAAUUAACAAGUUCACUUUGACAGAUUUUUAUUGUAAAUUACUAGUCCUGCUCUGUUCACAAACGACUCCAGAUUUUAAUCAAUUAAUUUGAAUGAACUUAUCUUAAAUCUUGUUUGUGAAAAGAGCAUUGAAAGGAGCGCAUGUUUAGUAUAUAUGUUGAAAAUGGAAUUAGUGUUUGUGUUUAUAUUCCCACAUAACCGGUUUAUUCAUGGCAUGCCGUGUACUGCGUUACACGCGCGUCGUUCAAAACAAGAUAUAUUUAAAAAAACGAAUUCAUACAGACUAAAAUGCCAAAUUCGUAAAUUUUUUUUUCAUUCUGAUCUUUAUUUUUGUUGUCAGAUUCUUCAUUUAUUCUGUAUAAAACUUGUGACCGAGGUGGAUUCUAUAUUGUAAAGCAUUGGAGACCUUGUAACUCAGGAACUCAUGCUUAUCCCACUGUAGCUCUGUGAUAUGGGUUGAUGGUUAGGACAGGUUAGGGGGCGACCUCUCAACUUGCCCUACCCCUCAACCCUUACAGCUGACCGAGAAAUUAGGUUUUCUGGGUUCUAAAAGUCUUUCAAAGAGAAAACCCUGAUAUAAAAUGAGGAAGUAUUGCAAUCUAGAUGAUAAGGAAAUUAUAUUGUACAGAGUACAUACACAGCGCAAACCAGUGGAUAUACAUUCAUCCUUUGAUUAAUCUGACAGUUUUAUUUAUUUCUUUAUUUCUUAACAGUUUACAUAUACGAGUAUGUAUAAUCUAUAUUUCAUUCCCUAUUCUAUAAUUAUGUUCAUGUAUUUGUCCAUCGACCAACCGCUCCACAAUUGUAUAUUUCCUUUAACAAAAAAUUCGACUCAAUUUUUGUGAAAUAAUUGUUCGUAAUAGUAAUUGGAUCUUAAAAUACACAUUUCUAAAACAAA
Messenger RNA from Eurytemora carolleeae, 4335 nucleotides. RefSeq names its product cyclin G (gene CycG). Bases 429 to 1469 code for a protein of 346 amino acids. NCBI's taxonomy places the organism in Eukaryota, Metazoa, Arthropoda, Copepoda, Calanoida, Temoridae. The record is from RefSeq and is a predicted model, not a curated record. The transcript is spliced from 13 exons.